GCCCUGAAAAGGCUGGUUCCCGUAGGCUUCAAGGAGGAGGCAUGGUCACUCUUGGUCCUUUCUGGGCCCUUGAAUCCAGGGAAGGCAGGGUGCAAGGCACAGAGACAGAACUGAGACGCACCUAAGCUGCAUGGUUUGAAGGACAGGCAUUAGCUGGCAACAGGAACUCAUUGCCUAUUUCAUUUCCAAAGGAAAAUAACUCCAGUUCCUGUUCCAGGUGCUGAACUUCAUGAUCUAUGUGGUGAGCUCAGUGUUCUGUGGACACCUGGGGACAGUGGAACUGGCAUCUGUGACCCUCUCUGUAGCUUUUGUCAAUGUCUGUGGAGUUUCCGUGGGGUCUGGCUUGUCAUCAGCCUGUGACACCUUGAUGUCCCAGAGCUUCGGCAGCCCCAACAAGAAGCACGUGGGCGUGAUCCUGCAGCGCGGAGUCCUGGUGCUAAUGCUCUGCUGUUUUCCCUGCUGGGCGCUCUUCCUCAACACCCAGCAUAUCCUGCUGCUCUUCCAGCAGGACCCUGAUGUGUCCAGGUUGAGCCAGGAGUAUGUGCUGGUCUUCAUCCCUGCACUACCGGUCAUCUUUCUUUAUGGCUUGCUGGCAAAAUAUCUGCAAAAUCAGGUAGGGCUUCUAGGGGUAGCUCUGUCUGUGCACCUGGUCAACCUGUGCACCUGCCACCAGGCUCUACCUCUUUCUGGCCCCAGGCUUGUGGGAUCCUGCCUGCCCCUGAGCCAGGCCAGGUCUCCUUGCAUGCAGGGUAUCAUCUGGCCGCAGGUCCUUAGCAGCCUUGUGGGCAACUGUGUGAAUGGCCUGGCCAACUACAUCCUGGUCUCUGUACUGAGCCUGGGGGUCAGGGGCUCUGCAUAUGCCAACACCUUGGCCCAGUUCAUGCAAACAGUCUUCCUUCUCCUUCAUAUUGUGCUGAAGAAGCUGCACCUGGAGACAUGGGCGGGCUGGUCCAGGCAGUGCCUACAGGACUGGGGCCCCUUCUUCUCCCUGGCUGUGCCCAGCAUGCUCAUGAUGUGUGUGGAGUGGUGGGCCUACGAGAUCGGCAGCUUCCUCAUGGGCCUGCUCAGUGUGCUGGACCUCUCAGCCCAGGCCAUCAUUUAUGAAGUGUCCACGGUCAUCUACAUGAUCCCCAUGGGACUCAGUAUGGCCAUCUGCGUCCGGGUGGGCACAGCGCUGGGGGCAGCAGACACAGCACAGGCAAAACGUUCAGCCGUCUCAGGCGUGCUCUGCACUGUCGGCACCUCGCUGGUUGUGGGAGUCCUGUUGAGCCUCCUGAAAAGCCAUCUAGGCCACAUCUUCACCAAUAAUGAGGAAGUUGUUGCCCUGGUGGACCAGGCCCUGCCGAUCUAUGUCAUCUUCCAGCUUUUUGAGGCUCUCUGUUGUGUCUGCAGUGGAGUCCUGAGAGGGACAGGGAAGCAGGCCUUCGGAGCUAUUGUCAACACCUUCACCUACUAUGUGGUAGCUCUCCCACUGGGUAUCGUGCUGGCCUUCGUGGUCAGAAUGAGAAUCAUGGGCCUUUGGCUGGGCAUGCUAGCUUGCGGUAUCCUGGGCACAGCUGCCUUCAUGGUCUACACAGCCCGCAUGGACUGGAAGCUGGUUGCUGAUGAGGCUCAGAGACGCACAGGGAUGUCUCAGCAGAGCUCCGAGGGCCCAGACAGCUUCAGCACAGCCUCUAGAGCUGCCCCAGAGAAAGCUGUUGUGUCCUCAGUGGCUACAGGCAGCUCCCCUGGAAUUACUCUGACAAUGUACUCAAGGCCUGAGAGCCACCUUGACCUCCUUGGGACUCCAGAAGCAGCCCAUGCACUUGAAGCUCCUGCUAGCAGCAGACUGUCAGCAAAACAGCUGGCCAUCCGUCGGGGGGCUGCCCUGGGGGCAGCCUCAGCCACACUGACAGCAGGGGUGCUCAUCAGGGUCCUGACCAGUAGGUACUAGCAGAGUGGUUGUGCCCAUCUCUGUCUGUCUGUCUGUCUGUCUGUCUCUCUCUCUCACACAC
This is a messenger RNA of Erinaceus europaeus (western European hedgehog), 1994 nucleotides long. It is a transcript of the gene SLC47A2, whose product is annotated as solute carrier family 47 member 2. Gene Ontology annotation, biological process: xenobiotic detoxification by transmembrane export across the plasma membrane. The record is from RefSeq and is a predicted model, not a curated record. NCBI's taxonomy places the organism in Eukaryota, Metazoa, Chordata, Mammalia, Eulipotyphla, Erinaceidae. Gene Ontology annotation, cellular component: membrane. The transcript has 17 exons. Bases 230 to 1933 code for a protein of 567 amino acids. Gene Ontology annotation, molecular function: xenobiotic transmembrane transporter activity; antiporter activity.